GAAGGACGAGAGCAGGGAAGUGUGGGCCGAGGUGGGCGGGGCGUCGCACGCGCGCGCGGCCUGCAAAAGGAGGGAGGGGGACGGAGGGAGAGAUCCAAGACAACGUUACCGCGUCAACACCCAGUCGGGAGCCGGCCUGACCCCGCCCCCUACCCUCACGCUAUUGGCUGGGAGGCCCCACAUGGGCGGGGCCGACCGUGGGGUUGGGGAGGGCAGGGGGCGGGGAGGAGAGGAAGGCGCUGGCGGGCAGUGAUGGCGGCGGGUGAUGGGGACGUGAAUUUAGGCACCCUGGGGAGUGGCAGCGAGAGCAGCAGCGACGGUAGCAGCGAGAGCCCGAGCGGCGCGGGAGCGGCAGCAGAAGGGGGCGGCUGGUCGGCUGCUGCGCUGGCCCUUCUGACGGGGGGCGGGGAGAUGCUGCUGAACGUGGCGCUGGUGGCGCUGGUGCUGCUGGGGGCCUACCGGCUGUGGGUGCGUUGGGGGCGGCGGGGUCUGGGGGCUGGGGCCGGGGCGGGCGAGGAGAGCCCCGCUGCCUCUCUUCCUCGUAUGAAGAAGCGGGACUUCAGCUUGGAGCAGCUGCGCCAGUACGACGGGUCACGCACCCCGCGCAUCCUGCUUGCGGUCAAUGGGAAAGUCUUCGACGUGACCAAAGGCAGCAAGUUCUACGGCCCCGCGGGUCCAUAUGGAAUAUUUGCUGGUAGGGAUGCCUCCAGAGGACUGGCGACAUUUUGCCUAGAUAAAGAUGCACUUAAAGAUGAAUAUGAUGACCUCUCAGAUUUGAAUGCCGUACAAAUGGAGAGUGUUCGAGAAUGGGAAAUGCAGUUUAAAGAAAAAUAUGAUUAUGUAGGCAGACUCCUAAAACCAGGGGAAGAACCAUCAGAAUAUACAGAUGAAGAAGAUACCAAGGAUCACAAUAAACAGGAUUGAACUUUGUAAACAACCAAAGUCAGGGGCCUUCAGAACUGCAAUUCUUACUCCCUUUCACAGAAUGUCCAGCGUCUUUGGGUUUGGUUCACCUGCUGCAAAAAAACAUUCAACAGAUUGUUUGUACAAGCUAAAUGAGUCUCACCAUGAAGAUUCGAAUACUAGACAUUAUGCUGCCAGACUCAUUUGUUGCAGUUGUUUGUAAUGUCUGGUGGGGCUUCUUCAUCCUGAAAAGAAGGAGACAGGGAUUUUUUUAAAGAGCAAGAAAGUCACAAGAUUACUUUUCCUUUUCUCUUUCUUUUUAAAAUCAAAGACAACCUGAUACAUAUUUGCUACUUAAGUGUACAGAUCUCCUUACAAAAACAGCAAGGAAUUCCUACUUCAUGCGCUGGGUCUGUUUUAGCAAUGAGGGAGGGGGGUUGGUGCCCAUCAGUCUGAGUAGUUAAGGCUACUGAAACACUAAGAUAUGACUCCCCGAGCUUUUCUUUUUGGGUUUUGUCAGAGAAAAGAAAAAAACUUUUAUUUCUAAGAAAUUUUUGGAAAUUAGAAAAAGGGAUUUCAGGUGGAUUUAAGUCAAAGCUAAUUCCCCAACAGUAAGAUCAUUUGAAACUGGUUUUUAUCCCUUUCCUUCCCCUAGAUCAAAUCAAUAUUAAUUGUGCCUUAUUUCACUUACAUAGACUUGAAUUAUUUUUAGGGAAAGCCCCUGUGUGAAUUCAGAAGUCACUACAAGCAGCAUUGAGACUGAAGUUGGAAUAUUCUGUUGACCGCAAAACCUUGAUGUCAUUCUGUGUAUAUAGAAUGUAAAAGGAAUAUUCAGUGUUACUGCCAUAUAUGUUAAUAUACACAAACUUAAUUAGCAUUGUCAUGGCCAAAUGCAUUCCCCCAUGCUUUUCUCUUUUCAAAAAAAAAUUGAAAAAUCAACAACUCUAUCCCCUAACAGCUGCCUAAUUUUAGGAGUCUUGACUCACAUCUUACUGGUGUGGGUGCAUGAGGCCGUAGUAUGGAUGUCGUGUGGGUGUGUCUGAGUGUGUGUGAGAGCGCCUUGGAAGGGAUCUGCAGAUACUGUAAAUACCCGUACCAUUUUAAUAAAGCAUGUACAAUAAACCAAAAUAAGCUUGAGUUGGACUUUAUAUACAAACUGUAAGCCAGUGCAUUAUGAUAUGGGAGUUGAGAUUGUGUAUUUGACUCAAGAUAAGGAAGAAUCUUGGAAAUGAAAGGCAGGCACUGGUUAACUAAGUUGUACACAUUGUACCACAUUCACUGUAACUUUAGGAAGAAAUUCCACUUUGUGGAACAUUCUCAAGAGAUCUGAGAUUAUUCAGGUAAGAAUUGAUAUAUUAAAAUGUACAUAUUUUUUCUUUAUAUUUUGAUGCCAACUGAUAAUACUAGAAGUAAUAGCACUCCAGGUGGUAGUUAUUGAACACAAAACAAUAAAGGAUAUUACACUGAUUGAUAGGUAUUAAAUUCUUCCAUUGUUAGUUUGAAAAAGCUCUUACUACAAGCCCUAUACGUGUCCAUUAUUUGAUUGCAUCAUGACUAUUUAGGUUCUUAAUUGGAGACAAGUUAUACCAAAAAAGACAAUUUUAUUUAAUAACUCAGCAGUUAGAGAAAAGAAUUCUCCUGCUUUACGAGUAUAAUAUAUGCAGAAGCCAUCAAAGAAAGAGGAACUUUUAACUGCAGUAAUAAGCUAAAGUAUGUAAAAUACUACAUUCUAUUGUGUUCAGUCUUGGAAUGUUUUGUAGAAAAUGAUGAACUUCAGCCAGAUCUUUGCUGAAGACUGGUUGUAACAACUGAAGAGUGUUGGUAAAUGGUUUGUGUGUUUUUACGUAAAAUAUUUUCUGAACAGAUUUGUUAGAGUAUGUGUCCUCUGGAGUAAACUGAUAUAUAUGAAUCAUUUGAGCCUAAACUUAAGAAGUAAAUCUACACUUGUGAAUAGAGAAACCCUAAAUAUUCAUGCAGUAAAAAUUAUGUAGUCUGUUAAGAAAAAUGAGUAAUGUUGUGCUUUGGACUUGAAAUAAACAGUGUUCUAUGGACAAUUCCUCAAUUUCAAUUGAGUGUUCUCAUUCUCAGGAAGUUUGGUGGGCAGUCAGUCAUUGAGUAAGGGGACGGGAGCUGUGGUGGCAUUGUUGCUGUAGUUUCUCCCUUAACCACUAUUUCCCUAACUUGCCUGAUUAUUAGAACCACUUGAGGUGCUUAAAAUACAAAUUCUUGGUCCCCAGUCAAAACCUACCACCCACUAAGCCAGAAUGGAAAGCGAAUGAGUCUCGGACUUUAUUUGUAAGAAGUGCCUUGGGUAAUUCUUAUGAUUAGAAUUUUCAAAUGUGAAAGACACACCAGUCUUUUCAAGUUAUACAACUGACUCUUGAACAACAAGGGUUUGAACUGUGUGGGUCCACUUUAUUUUCUUCAAUAAGUAUUACAGUACUACAGUACUUCAUGAUCCACAUUUGGUUGAAUCUGUGGAUGUGGAACUGCAGAUCCAGAGGGCCGUAAGGGGAAUUUCACUCAGCACAGGUCGGUACCUCUGAACCCCUGCAUAAUGUUCAAGGGUCAGCUGUAUUAUCUGUCUUUGUCAUCUACUUGAAAUGGACCUUAACCUUAGAUAAUUUUGGUCUGAUUCCCUGUAUUUGGUUUUCUCUUUCACUCCCUAAACAUCUGUAGCAUUUCUGAGUUAAAAAUUAGGAGAUUUCACAUAAAAAUCUAGUAUGUGAUUUUUUUUAAUAUCAAAUAUUUAUUCUCUUCAGUUUUUUGUCUUUUGAUAACUUCUCCAAGUUGGCAGUAUGUUUCCCAAAUAAAGUCUAUACUGUGUGUACUAGCCAGUUUCUCUGUUAGGGAGUGAGCCCAUUUAGAUUACAGAUCACGUUUUUAAAACCUUGACUAUGGUGCUUAUGUUUUCCUGACAGUAAUUCCACCUGCCUUUUUUGAAAUCUGCAGAAUCUGACACUUUUACCCCCACCUACAAUCUAGAAAGCAAAAGUUAAUAUGUUGAACUACUACUGGAGAAAAUUAUUCUCUUGAAAACUUGGCGUAAAUCAGACUCUUCACCCAAGUAUUCCAUUUACCUCUACUGAUAACUGAGAAGUGCAGCACAUUGCUAGAAAUAGAUGCCAUUGGCAUGUAAACACAGUGUAUAGCCUUACAGUGCUUAUAUGGAUUAGAACAAGCUGGUAAGGAGAAAACUUUAAUUCGAGAAGAUACAUGCACCCCAAUGUCCAUUGCAGCAGUAUGUACAAUAACCAAGACAUGGAAGCAACCUAAGUGUCUAUCAACAGAUGAAUGAAUAAAGAAGAUGUGGGGGCUUCCCUGGUGGCGCAGUGGUUGAGAGUCCGCCUGCUGAUGCAGGGGACAUUGGUUCGUGCCCUGGUCCGGGAGGAUCCCACAUGCCACGGAGCGGCUAGGCCCGUGAGCCAUGGCUGCUGAGCCUGCGCGACUGGAG
This is a messenger RNA of Globicephala melas (long-finned pilot whale), 4357 nucleotides long. It is a transcript of the gene PGRMC2, whose product is annotated as progesterone receptor membrane component 2. The record is from RefSeq and is a predicted model, not a curated record. Gene Ontology annotation, cellular component: membrane; endoplasmic reticulum; endomembrane system. NCBI's taxonomy places the organism in Eukaryota, Metazoa, Chordata, Mammalia, Artiodactyla, Delphinidae.